AUGAGGUUCCUCUACCUUGUCUUCGCUGUCUUCCUACUGGUCUCCCUGGCCACUCCAGGCUCUGGGCAGGUAAGGAAGCACUGCCCCAAGGUGGGGUACUGCUCCAGCCAGUGCUCCAAGGUGGACGAGUGGUCCUUCUCCUCCGACUGCAAGUACUACUGCUGCAUCCCGCCCAGCUGGAAGGGCAAAUAG
Messenger RNA from Athene cunicularia (burrowing owl), 192 nucleotides. Its product is annotated as cygnin-like. The record is from RefSeq and is a predicted model, not a curated record. The coding region runs from base 1 to 192 and encodes 63 amino acids. Lineage: Eukaryota; Metazoa; Chordata; Aves; Strigiformes; Strigidae. The transcript has 2 exons.